AGAGUAACAGUCCAGUGACGAGUAUUUUUAACAUCUUAUACAGACCAUCACAAUAAUGGACAGCUAUCGACAGAUAAAGGAUUACUUUACUAAAUAUAAAUGGACACUGUUGAUAUUCACUUGGAGCACAGCUAUUAUAUACUUACACAUGCAGUACGCACGUGUGUCAAAUCCAGUUUCUAAAAACAGAAUGGAAGACAUUGGCCCAAAGAGGCCGAUAUUCAAAAUAAAAUACUAUGAUGUAUUAUUGAAUAGUUUCAUGAGGGGCGGAAGUACUUUAACUGGAAUGGUUCUCGGGCACAUAGUUGAUACUUUUUACCUUUACGAACCCUUGCUGAAAAUUUCAAUGUGGACAUAUUGGCAUGGCUACAGCAUGGUGUGCAGAUCCAAUCGUCUUGAGUGCAG
Molecule: messenger RNA, 405 nt
Organism: Ruditapes philippinarum (Manila clam)
Lineage: Eukaryota; Metazoa; Mollusca; Bivalvia; Venerida; Veneridae
Exons: 4
Source: RefSeq, a predicted model, not a curated record